AUGAGUUCAUUUGAUCUUAAUAUGAAUGAUGAGGAAGUUCUUAUUAAUUUAUCUGAAAGACCUAUCGGUGUGAAAAAAGCAAAAGGAAAACAAAAAAGUGAUGAACAAUUUAAGAAAUUAAUGGAACAAAGUCAAAAACUUGUUAACGUUAUAGAAAAGGGUAACUUUGAAAGAAAUGAACUUCUGAGACAAAAGGUUGAUGUGGCUAGAAUGAGAGAAGAGAAUAAAAUUUUAUUUAUGGAUAUGAAUUCUAUAUCCGAUCCAGAGUUUCGCCAAUUUAUUCAAAGCGAAAGGAGAAAAAUUUACAGAUCAAGAGCACAAACAUCCGAACAUGGAGAAGGAUAUCAAUAUCAGGGAUCUCAAUAUCGAGCAUCUCAGUUCCAAAGAUCUCAAUAUGAAGAAGAACACAUGGAAGGAGCUGAAGAUGAACAUCAACGAUCUCAAAAUCCUUCACAAGAUUAUAGUCAAUAUUAUGACUAUCUUGGCGGAACUGGGAAUAAUUUUUAA
Messenger RNA from Humulus lupulus (European hop), 507 nucleotides. RefSeq lists its product as uncharacterized. Lineage: Eukaryota; Viridiplantae; Streptophyta; Magnoliopsida; Rosales; Cannabaceae. The transcript has a single exon. Bases 1 to 507 code for a protein of 168 amino acids. The record is from RefSeq and is a predicted model, not a curated record.